This is a messenger RNA of Trichobilharzia szidati, 2352 nucleotides long. The record is from the annotation of a GenBank genome assembly. Lineage: Eukaryota; Metazoa; Platyhelminthes; Trematoda; Strigeidida; Schistosomatidae.
AUGUUGAGGCGAAGAUUCCUGUGUAAAGUCAUCCGACUGUACAAUACUUGUGCGGAUGUGGAAGUGUCGAGACUUCCACGACACAAUGAUUGUUUACUGAUGUGGAAUAAAGUCAAAAAUCAGCAGAUUAAUCUAUGCAUGUCACCGCGUGUUGAAAAAGUUACAGUUAUUUACGAUGGUAUUCUGGGGAAAUCAACUUUGGAAAUGACUAAGGGCAUAUCAACUCCUUUAGACUGUGCCAAACACUUAUCUGAAAUGUUGGUUAAAGAAAGUGCUAUUGCUAUGGUUAACAAUGUACCUUGGGAUAUGAAUCGUCCAUUGAUAAGUGACUGUUCGCUUGAUUUUGUUCAUUUCAAGGAUUCUCACAUUGAUCCAACAGCUGCAAACAAUGCAUUUUGGCAGUCAUGUACCCUCCUUCUAGCAGCUGCUCUAGAGACAGCUUUUCACCAUAAACACAAUGUUCGCGUAAUUAGUCUCCCGGUGGUCAGUCCACAAAGCGGUGGAUUCACAUGUGAUAUUUCAUUCGAUCCCGCCCAUAAGUCAUUUACUAACUGGGUGCCGUCAUCUCAAGAAUUAUAUGCACUAAGUACCCAUAUUCAAAGGAUGGCAAUUAAUGAUUUAAAUUUUGAACCGUUAGAUGUGCCAGUUGAUAAUGAACUAUUUCAAAAGUUGUUUGCAGACAAUCCUCUACGAUCGAAACAGAUCAGUCAAGUUUUUAACAAGCAACGUGUUGAUGAAUCACAAUUCAACGAAAGAAAUUCUCUGCCUGUCUAUCGGGUUGGAGACUUUGUUGAGUGCUUUACUGAUGGACCACUAAUACAAUCAACCAAACUUAUAGGAAAAAUUGCAAUCAGUUCAUUUCAACAUCUUGGACGGCUUCGUGGAUCUUCGAAUUCUGUUUAUCGUGUUCAAGGUGUAGCAAUACCAUCAGCUUUCCUUACUCACUUCACGACUUUCAACCGUCUUAUCCAGUGGUCUCAAUUACCCAAUGCAGAAAUUGACGCCUUUCCAGAUUAUGUAGAAGCAUUCUCUAAGCCUGGUCAACCUCUUGAUGUAAUAAAAACAGAAAAAAGAAAACUAUUAGGCAAGACACGUACUCAUAUUGAUAAGGAUACUUUUUACAUAAGACGUGCAAAAGUCGAUGAUACUGGAGUCUAUAAAUGUUUAUUUAAAGGAAAAGAAUUAAGAGUAUGGGCUGUAACAGUCUUGAAACCUGGUGAUGAACCAUUUAGAAACAUCUUCUUACCUUUAGAAAGAAUAACGGAAAAUUCCACAACUACACUGAAUAAUAGUAUAACUGCUGACAGUAGCUUACAACCGUUAGCAACACAGUUUUUGGUUAGUAAUAACUUAAAGCUACUUACACAAUGGUCUUCGUGGUCUGACUGUAUUCCCUGUACUCCAAAAGAAUACCUGAACUCAUUAUCAGAGUCAAAGAUAAGUGGCAUUCAAAUAAAAAUUGGUAUUUGUCAUGUCGCUCCUAUUGAUCGGUCAUAUGCAAUUCAACCACACAUGUUGGCUAUUGAAACAGGUGAAACCUUGAACUUGUACAAUGAUCCAGGUUUACCCUGCCGAUCUCAUUUAAUCAGGGAUUCUUUUUUGAAAUAUGGUCCAAUGGAAUUUCAUAAAAGACCGAGUGAGCUGAAGAUCAGACGGUGUAUACAAACAUGUUCAGGUGAAGAAAAAAAUGUUGCCUCAUUUACAUCAGUUCUCAGUAGAGUGCAACGUUACCCUAAACACGUUACUAUGCGAGUGAAUGAAGGUGAACGAUUGGUUAUCACAUGUCCAGUUAGAAAUUCACCAGAAAAGCCAAUAACAUGGUUUUAUGCACCAGAGAAUACUGAAGAAUUAAUGGAAUUAACUAAAACAGCCUAUAAUUUAAGUAUUAUUCGUCAAUAUGGAUCGUCUACGCGUUAUUUAGCUACAAAAUUGAAACAAAUUGAUUUUACGACAUUGAUAAAAGAAACACGCGGACGAUAUAAACUCGACUCAGCCUUUAAUAUUAUUGUAGCUGAAACAGUAUCCAUAAGAAAUGAGAAAUACAAGGGUUUACACCAUUUAAUCUGUGUACAUGGUGAUGCCUGUGCAGUACGUUAUGAUAACAAUAAGAAUAACAGUGAUGACUUGAUUACGAAUAAUAACGACAAUUAUGGUGAAUGGUCAGGUAUUAUUCAUAUUGAUACAAUACCACGAAGUGCUUUUGUAAUUUUUCUAUCGAAAUUAACACCAGUUGUUCAGUUGUUAAUACCGUUUAUCCUGGCAUUAGGUUUAUUCUUUAUUGUCAUUCUUACAUUAUACACUGAAAGAAAGCCGAAAAUGCGCCUAGCUGCCAAUGGUAUGAUAAUUAAAUAA